This is a messenger RNA of Poecilia reticulata (guppy), 6301 nucleotides long. The record is from RefSeq and is a predicted model, not a curated record. NCBI's taxonomy places the organism in Eukaryota, Metazoa, Chordata, Actinopteri, Cyprinodontiformes, Poeciliidae.
GACACCAUUUGUAAGCACCGGCGUGAGAUGCAAGGAGGGAGAAAAACCUUGUUAGCGUGUGUAAACAGAUGUUCCCCGCAACCAUCGGGGAUAAUUACGCACACACACACACACACACACACACACACCUGCACGCCAGAUAUCAGACACUUUCACAUGUCUGUUUCGAGCAGCUGUUUACACUCCGCCAAUGUUUCUGUCUGUGGAGGAUUUUGGAGGUUUGUCACAGUGUUUGAUUGAGGUGACAUCUUUUCACAUGUGUGCACAAUCUGUGCUUAAACGUCAUUCCCCCYCCCCCCCCCCCUCCCUUUCCUUUUCUGUCUCUGGCUCUGUGCAGAAGUCCCACUCUGGUGAAAAACAUGAUUUCAGGCCUGGGUUUCGGAUCCCUAAACGCCAGCUACCAGGCGGCUCUGGCAGAGAGCAGUUUGUCCCUGCUGAACAGCCCCCCUCUGGUGACCCCUCCGUCUGCAGCCAGCCUCAACAUGCUGCACGUGGGCCACGACGAUGUCAGCUCCACCGUGGAGCAGGUCAACAGCAACGGCAGCUGCAGCCCCACGCUCAGCCCUCAGCAGUACAGCCACCAGGUGCACGUGAAGGAGGAGCCGACUGAGGUGGAAGAGGACAGCCGACCAGUAUCCCUCCUGGCCGGCGUCACACACAGCCUGCCACUGCCAAGCGACGAACGUGAUCUGGAGGAAGAUCUUCCCACCGAGGAGCUGGAGUAGGACGCGCCUGACCAAGGGAUCAACGGGCCGGGACCUCUCUCAGAAUAGUCCUACGGCCCUCUCAUCAGCAUGAAGAGGAGAAACAGCAUCCGUACACUUAAGAGAAAAGAGAGGGAGUGGGAAAAAAAGAGAAUGUUUUUAUUUUUUAAGUUUGUUUUAAAGAAAGUUUGAACAACAGAGAAUGACAUUGAGAAACUCAAAAAAAAAAAAAACAGGGUUUAGAUGACUUUUGUAUACGUUCAGUCGCAAAAACCUGACUGUGGAGCACUGCUUUACCUCCGGGUGUUGCUUUUACAACACUUGGCUCAGAGGUGUAACACCACUUUACUCAUACACACUCUCGCAAAACCUGUGCACGCACGCACGCACACACACGUACACACGCAUACUUGUUUACCUGUCAAACCAUGUCCCAUGUCUCGGCGACAAAAACAACAAAAAAACAUGUCUCGGAGGGCGUGGAAGGGGAGAGGCAGGUGGACAAAAAAGAUCCCAAGAGGCAUGGACACACGCUCUCUCUCUCCUCAUACCACCACCUGGCAUAGGUGCUUUUCUCUCUGUGGUCUCAGUUGAGAAGAAACACUGAUGUGUGUUUGGAAAGAACAAGACAUACACAAACACAUAGGAUCAUGUGUAUAUAGAUUUGGAGAGGUCGCUGGGGGCAGGACACCUCUUCUCCCCCGUUGGAGUCAGAUACUUGCUUUUUCAUACACUUUGAUUUGAUUGAGACAAAACCGAUGGCCUUUGAGAUGAGGGAGAGAGAAGAAGAAGAACGACGGCAUGACCCUGCUCUCUGUCUAGGCCUCAAAACACCAGUGCGACGGUCACUAAGGGACAUUUUUUUUUGUUUGUUUGUUUUUUUCACUAUUAUUUCCUUCUACAUUAAAGAAAAGAAGACGUUUUUCCGACCAUUAAUACAGCCCACGCCAUUCCCCUGCCCUCCCACCCCGAAGACUGCAGGAAUAGGUGCUCUUCUUCUUCUUCUGUCUGCAGAUGAGCAUGGAACACUUUGGAGAGGAAGAAGAAAUGACGGGAAGCAGCGAGAGACGAGGGAGGAAGUGUCUACAGAAACUUUGUGACUAAAAAAAAGAAGAAAAAAAACUGUCUGUGAUUUUGAGAAAUAAGAAAAAAAAGAUGUGUGGUAGCUUUUGUCAUUUCCUUUUUACUUUUUAUUGUUUACGUUUGAUGAUCAAUAUUCCCAUUGUGGAUUUCUGCUCUUCUAAGGAUGUACGUCUGUUUUGUUGUUUUGUUUUGUUUUUUUAAAUUUUUCUAAGUUGUUUGAUUUGCUCUGGUUGUUCACGCCAUUCCAGAAUAUGUAUUGGCAAAAUAAUGAGUCACCAUUUAAAAAAAAAAAAGAAAAAAAAAAGAAGCACAGUAUUGUCCCAACUGUCCUGCCCCUCAACAGCCUUUGUGUCCCAAAUGAAGCAGGAGAGAAAAUUGGAAAUAGCACUUAAAAGUUACCGUUAGCCGCCAAACUUUGCUCUUAUUUUAGCUCAAUCUUUUCUGUUUUUUCUUCCUUUUUUUUUAAGUUGUGUAUUUACUUAAGAUGUGUCUGUAAUGCUUUAAAAAACAUAAAUAUAUAUAUAAAUAUAUAUAUUACUGCAGUCAGAGAAUACCUCAUCCCACAAAGGUUCUGCCCAGAACUGUGUCCAAAUUGAUUAAGAAGAAGUAAGGGGAGAUAUUCCUUCUGUGGGACACCAAAUGUGGCAACUCUGCUCAGCCUCAAUUCAAAGCUCUAUGGUUGUAAUUGUUACUGUGUAGAAGUUAUCUGCGAUUCACUGUGUGCGUUUGUGUUCAAGAAAAUAGCACGCUAGAUUUUUUUUUUUUUUUAUUAUUAUUAUUAUUAUUAUUGUUUCUUGUAGGCGUCGAAGCGUAACUUUUCUCUACAGUUACAUACCAAAUUUAAGCAUUUAUUUUUAAUCUAAUAUCUUCUUAUCAUGUUCCCGUUUUAUUUUUUGUUACAGGUAACCAAAGAAAUAAGUAGAAAACCAAAAACCCUGUGCUUUAUUUUACCCUUCUUUUUUUUUUUUUUUAAUCUUUUUUCCUUCAGAACACGGGCCAAAAGACAAGUAACCAUGGCAUUUUUCUUUCCUGUAAUGACAUUCACACGAGUGUUGUCCUAAAACUCUUAGACUUACAGUGCUCUUCAUUCCAGAAACCAAAGUGUGCAAAGCAAGCUGGGAUUUUAGGUACAUUUUCAGAAUUACUUCAAUUAGGUAUGAGGCCAAAUAUGAAUAAAAACAAAUCUUGCACAGUUCCUCUGAAAGACACAAUGCAGAGAGGAGAGAGUAAAAAGCACUUAUAGACGAAACCCUGCCUCUAUGCUGACCCAUUUUAAGUUUCAGUACUACUACUACAUUUGAGCAGACCCAAACAAAAGACUUUUUCUGCGUUUUGUUUUAAAUAUUAGAGGGUAUGCAAUCCAGAAAAUAAAAAAAAACUCUUUCAACAGGAACCUCCUCCACAAGAGGAGGAAGUGUUCUGUGUCAGGCUUCAAAAAGUCACAACUUUGGACAAAAAGAAAUUAUUCAGAAUAUGCGUUGCAAACAGGGAACAUUUAAUGUAAUGUGGAAACAACCAAGGGAUACAGUUAUUGUCUUCGGUGGAUUUUGGGGUAUUUUAUUUUUUAACUGAACUUCGGAUGUUUUUUUUUUUGUAUUUGUUUUUCUUUUCUUUUCUUUUUUUUCAAAAUAUUUCCAAUGACUUUGAGUUAAAACAGGACUGUUUCCUGUUGCAAAAGAGACCGAGUGCAAAACACAUACCUGGCAGGCAGAGAUGUUGAAAAGAGAUAAAAAUAACCAAAAAAUAUUACUACCUCCUUUUCAAAACUGUUCAACAGAUAGCCAGUGGGAAUCUGAACUCUCUUUAACACUUGCUCUUUACUCUUCUUCAAUGAUAAUACUAAGAAUGCCAAAACUGUUGUUACACAUACUUUACAAAAAGGGUUGCCUGGUAUUAGGAGACAUCCGGUUGUGAUAUUGUUGUUGAAUAUUGCGAUGGCGAUGUUAAUUGCAAUUGAAACACAUUGUCCCUUGCUCUUCUUUUUCCUUUUCCACCGUCACAAUGUUCCAGUCACUCUUACCGACUGUGGUCAUAGAAAACGAUACAAGUUCAGCCAGCUGAUUAAAGCUCAUUAAAAAGCAGAGUUUGAAUGCAUGCCACGGGAAAUGUUAUAGCCUAGCAAACAUAGCAUCUGUUGUGAUCGUGAUAACUGCAGUUUGAUAAUUGUGCAGCUCCAUAUACAAAAGAAAUCAACAAUAGCUGGUGGCUCCCUUUCCCAUCGUCCCAUCGAAAAAAAGUAAUGCUGUUUCACUUUUUAUAUAGUUAAGAAUGACUACCUCUCCGUUAACCAUAUCUGAAGCACUCGCUGCAUCUCAAAAAGCGUUGAGAAGUGCUUGCUAACUGUGUUAUUUUCUUCUCCACACCUGAUUAUCACUGAGCUUUAUAAAGGAACAGCUUCUUAGUUGAACAUCUCCUUCUACGCUGGUUGUUAGCGGCUUCCUCUCAUUGUCACAGGUGGUAAUGGGCUACAAAACAACACACACUAACGCACACGCAUACAGGUGCGCACCAGAACUGGCUCAAGCAAAGACUCAAAAACAUCCAGAUGUCCUAAGAACUGCUCAACACUCAAGAGGUCAUUGAAUCUCUUAACGUCACCACUAGCAGCCAGAUCCAAACCAGGAGGAACUCCUGCAUCCAGAACGUAGACGGUUCCCAAGUCGUGCUUUAAGGUACACCUGUAAACGAAGCCGUUUUGUAAAGAUGUAGAUUGUUCACAGAUCAGCCGUGUAACACUGCUUUUUGUUAGCUUGGCAUAACAUGAUGCAUUCUUGUAUAUUAAUGCUUGGUUCGUCUCUCCCAUGCUUCUCCUUUGCCUUUGUUUUUGUUUGUUUUGUUUUGUUUCUUUCAUUUUUCUGCACCUGUUGAGCUGUUGUAAAGUUUUCAACCUGGAUUUCUAUACUGUACCGCUAAUGCUGAAUAUAUGUAUUUAUCACAUUAAGUGCUGCAGGUAUCUUGGUUUAAACUUUUUUUUUUGUUAUUGUUUCCAUUUUUCAGUUCUUCAUAAAACGUCUGGGACGCUUUUUUUUUUUAAGUGUAUUAUCAAAAAGAAAAAAAAAGAAAAUAAUUGAAUUUAGAUCAGUGGUUUAGGAAACACCUGUUUGUAUAUUUAUCUUAGCUAGAUCUAUUUUGAUACUUUUUUGUCUCUGUAUUGCAUUUAUGCAUUUUUAAGGAAAAAAAAACAACAAAAGGAAAACAAACUAAAAAGGUUCUUCGUUGUGUAUUGAUACCUCAGAUGGACUUUUUUUUCUCAAAGACAGGACCAAAACCUCUGAAAAGAGAAAGAGGAAAAAAUGAAAGAAUAUGUAGCCCCUCUCUUGCUUUAACACAAAAAAAACUGUGGAGCUAUUGAAAAGUAUUGCUGUUGGUCCUUUCAGGUGCCAAUGCGUGUCCUUGCUCCCUGUGACACCUCCCUCUAACCCCGUGAGCCCCCCUCCGUCAUUCCUGUGCCGAACUCCGACCCGCAGAGCUGUCAAUCAUCUGCAGGUGCCAAGGGGCCGAGUCAGAAACCGAACAGGUGGCGACUCGCUGCAAACUUUAUUUCCAAGUUCAACAGAGACAGAUUAAUGACUGACACUGUUGCAUUAAUAUUAUUAUUUGUUGUUGUUGUCUUUGAUACUCCUCCUUUUGCUUAGUCUCAAAACCAAAAUGUGGAGUGGCUCUUUGAGAUGCAGCUCUGACUACCAAAGGCAUUGUGAGCCAACAUUGCUUUAGUCCAAACUCCUGAACUGUAACCAAACUGCAACCAAAACCAAUGUCACAACUUUAACCAACCAAAAAAAGAAAAAGAAAAAAACAAACAAAAAAAAAACCAGAGCUACUUCCAAAACUCUCCAUCUACGCCACUUACCACCCUCACCUACAGCAGUUUCCCCCCUCAUCCAUUCGUGUAACCGUGUUGUGGGGAGCAGUCUACGUCCCUUUGGCUUGCGUCUGACUCAGAGAACCUAGCGAGAGCAAAUCCUGAUGAGUGAUUGGACAGUUCUGAGGCAUUAUGGGAGGGGAAAGGGACUCUCAAAGCGGAGCUUUUGCCUGAUGGUAUUAUCAUAUAGACAGCCAGAUUUUGAUGGAACUACCACUUUAACGAUCCUCUGGUUAAACCUUAGGAAUGUGUGUACAUUUACAGCAGUGACUCUCUUUAUUGAUUCUUAGUUGAGUUUACCUGUUUACCUCUCUUUAUUCCUUUGGUUUUUGUUAUGUUACUUGUUGUUUGAAAGAGUGACCCGAGGAAGAGGCGGAAACAGGGACCAGGGCGGUUGCUUUAGACAGACAGAUGACGAGCCCGGCCCUCUGACCCUCCUCCCCCCGGGGUAGCCAUGUAAUGCCAGUCACUGCCCUUUCCUUCAUGCUGUAUAAAAACACACACACAUAUAUCUGUGUAUUUGUAACCUGAAUCUUCUUGUGUCUGUCCAUGCAGACAAUAAAAAACUGUACAGUAGGUCUAGUUGCAUGUAAUCUGUACUAAUUAUUGACAAUGGCAUUAUAAAAUGCAAUAAAAUACUUAUUACACUGUC